CCGUCGCAGACCUUGCCGGAGCGGGUUUUGCAGUGUGCGCCCACAGCCUCCGCCAUUGUGCUGGACGCGGGGCUGGCAUCUACCAUAUGGAGCGGGGGGGAAUCCAGGCCGAAACAAGUGACCUGCGGAGGGGGAACCUAGAUGGGGACUCCCGGGCUGCAGCUUCCAUGCAGCCGGCACUCCGGCGCACAAUGGGCGCACAAUGCCGUGUGUCGCACAUGGGAGCUGCUCCUCGGGGGCUGAGCUUGUCAGCAUCCUCCUACGGCCCUCGCCUCUGAAGUCAGAGAAGAGCCCCUACACCCACAUCCCUCUUGUCCCGUUUUGGGGUCGCCUCCGUCUACCCGGUGCUUAGCCCUAGUGGCCUCCUUAGUCCGACAGAGGAGCAGGACGAUGAUACUGGCAUCUGUGCUGGGGAGUGGCCCCCGGGGCGGGCCUCUGCUCCGUCCCUACCUGGGGCCUGCACUCUUGCUCCGGGCACGCUCCACAUCAGCCACCGACACACAUCAUGUGGAGAUGGCGCGGGAGCGCUCCAAGACCGUCACCUCCUUUUAUAACCAGUCAGCCAUCGACGUGGCAGCUGAGAAGCCCUCAGUCCGCCUCACUCCAACCAUGAUGCUCUAUUCUGGCCGAUCUCAAGACGGCAGCCACCUUCUGAAAAGUGCCCGGUACUUGCAGCAAGAGUUGCCAGUGAGGAUUGCUCACCGCAUCAAGGACUUCCGCAGCCUUCCUUUCAUCAUUGGCUGCAACCCCACCAUACUGCACGUGCAUGAGCUGUACAUCUGUGCCUUCCAGAAGCUGACAGACUUCCCUUCGAUCAAAGACCAGGCGGAUGAUGCCCAAUACUGUCAGCUGGUGCGUCAGCUGCUGGACGACCACAAAGAUGUGGUGACCCUCUUAGCUGAGGGCCUACGUGAGAGCCGGAAGCACAUACAGGAUGAGAAGCUUGUCCGCUACUUCUUGGACAAGACACUAACUUCAAGGCUUGGGAUCCGCAUGUUGGCCACACAUCAUCUGGCACUGCAUGAGGACAAGUCUGACUUUGUUGGCAUCAUCUGCGCUCGUCUCUCACCAAAGAAGAUUAUUGAAAAGUGGGUGGACUUUGCCAGACGCCUGUGUGAGCACAAGUAUGGCAAUGCCCCCCGUGUCCGCAUCAAUGGACAUGUAGCUGCUCGAUUCCCCUUCAUUCCAAUGCCACUGGACUACAUCCUGCCCGAGUUGCUCAAGAAUGCCAUGAGAGCCACGAUGGAGAGUCACCUAGACACUCCCUACAAUGUACCAGAUGUGGUUAUCACCAUCGCCAACAAUGAUAUCGAUCUUGUCAUCAGGAUUUCAGACCGGGGUGGGGGAAUUGCUCACAAAGACCUGGAUCGUGUUAUGGACUACCACUUCACUACAGCUGAGUCCAGCACCCAGGACCCCCGGAUCAACCCACUCUUUGGCCACUUGGACAUGCACAAUGGUGGCCAGUCAGGACCCAUGCAUGGCUGCAGUCCCUGCAGGGCAUUGGCACAGAUGUCUACCUGCGACUCCGUCACAUCGAUGGCCGGGAAGAAAGCUUCCGCAUCUGAUCCCACAGUCCUUGACCCUGCCCAUCCCAGGCCACACACCCUGCUCCACACACUGCUGCAUCUUGGGUCCUAGGACCCCAAAUGGAUGGACUUACAUGGAGCCAGCGCCACCUCUCAACGGGGUCCACUGCUUACCUGCCUCCAGGCCUUGGUGGGGAAGUGGGGACACUUGAGGUCUCCAGCACCAGCUCCUUCCUCGUUCCUGAGGAACCCCAUUUUGACCUGCUGUUUGUUAAUUAAAGUUCACAUUUUGAAUUCUC
Pteropus alecto (black flying fox) is the source of this 1828-nucleotide messenger RNA. It is a transcript of the gene BCKDK, whose product is annotated as branched chain ketoacid dehydrogenase kinase. The coding region runs from base 391 to 1641 and encodes 416 amino acids. The record is from RefSeq and is a predicted model, not a curated record. Gene Ontology annotation, molecular function: pyruvate dehydrogenase (acetyl-transferring) kinase activity. Gene Ontology annotation, cellular component: mitochondrion. The transcript has 12 exons. Lineage: Eukaryota; Metazoa; Chordata; Mammalia; Chiroptera; Pteropodidae. Gene Ontology annotation, biological process: regulation of glucose metabolic process; protein phosphorylation.